UCAUCGCCCUUCCUGAGUAUACAGAGUCUGAGAAUAGACCACCUUCAACCACCCUGACCUACCACACCAUUGAGGUGGUUUCCAACACAAGCAACUUUCCACCGAUAUAAAAGGGAGUCCCGUUCGGCCAAAUCUAGACACUCCAGCCCCACGAUUAGUGCAUCCCUACAGAGUCAAAUUUCAUCCAAUUUCCGUCCCUCCGGGCUCGAUACAUCACCUUCUACAACUAGCAAAUAGAGAUCUUAUUAAGACUCUAUAUUAUGCUGCUAAAGGUGCAGACGAAAAUGCAGUUCGCCGUCUCAUAGAUGAUGAUGAAAUGUUUGAAGGGAAGCAGGUACUGCCUUUACAGCCCUGCACCAAACUGCUAUGAGAGGCUAUCUUGCCAUCACAAGCUCCCUUCUUGAAAGUGGCGCUGAUCCACAGGCGAAGAAUGACCAGGGUUAAACCGCCCUUCACCUGGCAGCGAGAAAUGGAAUGGUAUCAGCGGUGCAGAUACUUCUAGACCACGAAGCGUUGGUGAACGCUGCCAGCCACAAUGGCAAAACCGCGCUCCACAAAGCUGCGAAAUGGAAACCGCCUUGCUACUGUGGAGCUACCCCUUGAUCAUGGAGCUGAUGUGAAUACUUUAGAUGCUUUUUUUUAGAUGCUUUUUUUAUGACGUGGGUGGACGUGGCUGCAGCACAGCUGAAUAGCGGGCCUGUCGUCGAGCUUUUUCUGGAGAGAGGGGCCGAUGUGAAGAAUGAUUAUGUGUCCAAGGCGCUAUUCGGAUAGUGGAGGUAGCUACUGUUUCUCUUCUGCUUGAGCAUGGAGCAAGGGUGAAGCCGUAACUCUGGCUGAUCAGUGCUGCGUGCAGCGGUUGUUAGUGCGUCCAUUGCAAUCAUUAGGUAGGAAUGUUGCUAGAUCACGGUGCAAAUAUUGAAGAAACAGAUGAGAGUGAACGCUCGGGGGUUCAAUGGCAACUCCACUAUGGAAUUGGCAUCAAUUUACGGCCAUGAAAAGGCAUAUGGAAAAAAAGCGCGGACCAGGACAAGUUCUCACACCUCUAGGGAAGUUUCCCAGUCCAUAUAUGGGGCAGCGCGAUCCAGCACCAGGUUUUGUGUCAAUAUUUGCUUGCGAAAACUACACCUCAGAGGAAGCGUAGGACAAACUGACUGUACAUACAUCCGAUCCGAAGCCAGAUUCCUCAGAUCAAAUGUCCUCGACAUCUGCAUGUGGCGUAACCAGGCUAAAAUUUACAACCUUCAAAGCUACAUACUGCGGUAGCCGCCAUUAUCGCCCCUGGCGCGAUAUUGAGAAAGCUAUUCAGAUCUUAUUGCGAUCGAUCCCACUCAACCCGCAUAUAUAUGAAGGCAGGGUAUCGUAUCUGGAUUCAGCUAUCCGAGUCUUUGAGCGAGUUGCUGACGCCUACGAGCGAAUGAGGGGCUAUUCUAUAUCACUGUUUCCUGAGGUGUUCAUUAAUGUGCCUAUAGAAAAUGUAUAGCCGCCGCAUCAAAGACUGGCAGAUGUCAUCAUUUAUGGGUGGAAGCUUUAUCGUCGGGGAUGCGACGUGCAUAAGAAAGUCCCAAUGAGGCAGCUAGUGCAUAUGAAAUGCGGAUUGAGGGGGGAUAGAUAAAAAGGAAAGAAAAAAUAGAAUAAAAUAGAAUAAGACAAAA
Messenger RNA from Blastomyces gilchristii SLH14081, 1652 nucleotides. RefSeq lists its product as uncharacterized. NCBI's taxonomy places the organism in Eukaryota, Fungi, Ascomycota, Eurotiomycetes, Onygenales, Ajellomycetaceae. The transcript has a single exon. The coding region runs from base 928 to 1263 and encodes 111 amino acids. The record is from RefSeq and is a predicted model, not a curated record.